Drosophila guanche is the source of this 8572-nucleotide messenger RNA. RefSeq names its product putative GPI-anchored protein pfl2 (gene Ncoa6). The record is from RefSeq and is a predicted model, not a curated record. The transcript is spliced from 6 exons. The coding region runs from base 1145 to 8437 and encodes 2430 amino acids. Lineage: Eukaryota; Metazoa; Arthropoda; Insecta; Diptera; Drosophilidae.
CACAGAAGGCGAAUGCAAAUGGCGGUUGUUAUUGUUCGUGGAAUUUCUAUAAUUACGAAGAUUUUUUUACAAAAUAAACAAGAAAAACACAUUGCUACAGCAAUUGCAAUAAGCUGAAAAGCAUCUACACAUAUUCAAUUACAUCCGUGUGCGGUUACCAAGUGUCCAUUCGCUCGCGCUUCGUGUGAAAUUAUGCUACAAAUUUGCUACCAAACGCAAUCGUUGUAACAAGAAAAAAUUUCAGGCGCUUCUGAAAAGCAAUAUUAUUAGUUUCAAUGCAUGCCAUGAAAGACAGUGAAAGCACAAUAAAUUGAAUCAAUUCGCUGUGAAUGCUAUCAACUAUAUUGUAAACAACGAGCUGUGCGAUUUCUACACGAAAAAAGUUAUUAAAGUGACGCAGGAAAAUCGGAAUCGGCAGCAGCAGCACCAGCAGCAAAAGCAAAACCCAACACCAACGGAGCCCUGCCCGCGCCCCGCACGUUUUCAGUGUAUGUGUGUGUGUGCGAAAGUGUGCGUGUGUGUUGAGGCUACUAUUAAAAAGUAGCAGGCAGUGGAAAAAAAUGCCCAAAAACAAAGUUGCAAAGGUUAAAUAAAGUAACUAAAAGAAUGAUUAGCUGGAAAUGAGCGGAUCCAGUCCAGUGAAACCUAACAAAUAGUGGCCACCGCGAGCAAGUGUGUAACGUGAGAGGAGCGAGCGAGCGAGAGAGAGAGCGCGUGAGUUUUGUGGCAACCAAAAAGGCGACACAUGCAACGUCGUCCCAAUUAUCACCGCCGCUGCUGCACGCUGGUUAGGGUUAUCUCGCUGCCAGGAGUCGUCCAGUCCGCCAACAAUCUCUGGACCAGCAAAGACAAUUUAUUUUGGUACCGCUUAUCGGUACCGGAGCAUCUAAAGGAGGAUUACCAAUUAAAAAUGCAAAAAUGCAAUUGUUUAAAUGCAAAGAACGACGCUACAUGAAUUAUCUGCAUUUGCUGCAAAUAAUAAAUUUCAGUUCGGGCGGGGAUAUGUGUUUUGUGUUCUACUCUUGCCGUGCGCGUUCUUCGACUUCGACACCCAUUCGAUACGACGAUUGUUUGUGCUAAAUGCGAUAUUUGAGCAGCAUUCUACCAAUUAAAUCUACGACGCGUGCGAUUGUCGUGUGAUGAUAUGCCACUUAAACAGCAGCUCGAACCGUCAUCUGUGCGGAUAUCGGUGUCUCUCCCGUGGGAUGCAGCGCAACGGCUACGUCAACUGGCAGCCGAGGGCAAUCCCGCUCUGCGUGCCCUCGGCAUUCUGUCCGUGCAACCUGAAGGCGAUUCUGUGAUAACUUUGAAAGUUGGUGGACAAGAUAUUAAAAUAACAAAAGAUAAUGUUAAUGAUGUGGUAGGAGGAGGAGUAGGUGGUACAAUUGAGGCGGCUGGCACGUCUUCCAACAAAGUUUUGGCGACGCAGCUGUCGGCCCCAAAUUUCGAUGGCCCCAGCACCAGCAAGGCGGCGUCAGCCUUCUUGCAGCAGCAACAGCAGCGGAUUGUACAAUUACAGCAAAAUGUUUCAAACGAUGCAAUCUCAAAUCAACAGCAGCGGCGCCCGGGGCUGCCACAGCAGAAGAUGCAACUGCAGCAGCAGCAACAACAGCAGAUGCAACAUCAGCUGCCGCCAUCAACACCGCCCGUCUUCAAGUCCCCCAACACGGUGUGCCCCAUGGAGGGUAAAGUGCCACUGCUGCUGCCCUCGCCAUCGGGAACGCCGAAUGGGCCAAGGGACUAUCCCUUUGAGAGCAUGCGACAGGCUCGUGUUCUGCAGGGUAGGGAGACAUCUACCGUCAGUGGACUGGCACCACCGCCGCCUCCGCCAAAUGUGACGCUAAAAGUGUUGAAGAAUCCGGCACAGAACGGAGAACUUCAACCGACAACGCCGCCAGGAACGGUUAUGGGGCUUGGUCCGGGACCUGGGCCGGGGCAGGUCAACAAAUCUCAAUUCAUUCAACCACCGCCUCCGCCAUACCCCGGUCUGGGCGUAACAACAGCCACAGCUACAGCCAACAGCUCUCCCAUAGCCAUAGCGGGUGCGAAUGCGAGUGCCAAGCAGCCCGCAAACGCAGUCGCCAAUGCGAAUGCAUCUGCCUCCAGUCCACAUCCGCACCCGCAUCCGCCGCCACCAUCGGCCACGUCGACGGGAAGCAACAACAUUGCCAUAUCGUCGCCGCUGCUGGUGAAUCUGUUGCAGAACGACGGCAAUGCCAUGUCGAAUCCAAAUCAAAUGAAAUCCCCACUGCAAUCGCCAAUGAUCAAUAUGAGUCCCAGUGGUGCGCAGAUGAUGAACUCACCGAUGCGCUCCUCUGGCCCGGCGACGCCCAGCGAUUUCAUGAUGAACGAUGUCCUCAGUCCGGUGAUACCUUCAUCUCCCACAACACCACAACAGACGGCAAGUGUGCCCUGUCCGCCAGUGGUUAUGCGGAGCAUGCAACAACAGCAGCAGCAGCAGCAACAACAAGCGAUGCUCAGUCCCAGUGGCAACAAUGUCAAUCAUUUGUAUCCUCAGCAGCCGAUACCCCAGCAUCGCUUUGCGCAUCAAAUGUCGCCACUGGGUAUUGCACAAUUGCACGUACUGCGGCAGCAACAAUUUCCGCGUUCGCAGCAACAGCAACAACAACAACAGCAGCAGCAGCUACAGGGCAUGCAGCCGCGUUUUAUGCAAGCCUCGCCUCAGCAGCAGCAGCAGUUUCAGCCUGCGUCUGAUUGCUUCAACAAUAUGGGCAUGAGUCCCAUGCCGCAGCAACAGCAACAGCUGAGGCAACAGCAGCAGCAAAUACGACCUGGACCUGGUGGACUGCCACUGGCGCCUCCGCCGCCACAUCCGCAGCAGCAGCAACAGCAGGCGCAUCAGCGUCUCAUGAGUAUGCCCAUGCAACAGCAAGCCUCGCCCCAGGCACAGGCUCAACAGCAAUUCAUGAGUGGGGCCUCGCCCCUUGGCUCAGCGCACUCACCCGCCUCCAGUCACCAUUCGAUGCACAGUCCGCUAAUGGCCAACCAUCAGUCAGCACAAAUGGUGUCGCCAGUGGCUCCACCGGCAGCUGGCCCCGUUCCCGCUGCGGCAUCGAAUGAGCUGGCGGGGACGCAUAUGCAACAAAAUGCACAUCAUGUACCUGCAGCGCCACCGCCGGACUACAAUCAGGCGGCGGCCAAUUCACGCUGGCCGGCACUCAACAAGCCAAUGGAUUCGGUGACCAAGAGCAGUUUCCAGGAGUUUACGCGCUAUCAGAUGCAAUACAAUCUCCAGCAGCAACAGCAACAGGUUCAUCUGCCUGGACAACAGCAGCAGCAACAGCAGCCGCAGUCACAGCAGCAGCAACAACCACAGCAGCAGCAACAACAACAGUUGCCACCGCCACCAUUGCCAACGCAACAUCAGCAGCAGCAACAACAACUGCAGGCACAGGCACAGCAAGCGGCUGGUGGUUCGGGUGUCACGCAGGGCCCACAGGUGGUGGAUCCAUUGAUAUCGCUAUCUGUGCUGGAUGCCUUAACCACAAACGACUUGGACGCUUUACUGCCAACACUCAACUGUGAUCUUGACUCGACGCUUAGUCUCGAAGAUAAAAAUGAGCUCGAAUCGUUACUGCAAGAUGCAAAGGAUCUGGAUUUGGAUUUAAUUGAGGAGAAUCUGUCUGCGGUAAUGGAUGUGGGAGAUGCAUUAAGCACGCUGCAAGAGGAACAGCAACAGCCACAGCAGCAGCAACAGCAGCAAACUGUAAUGCAUAACCAACAGCAGCAGCAGCAGCAGCAGCAACAAAUAAUUGGCAUGCCCUAUCAGCAGCAGCAGCAGCUACAGCAACAGAUGAUGAUGCAGCAGCAGCAGCAACAACAGCAGCAGCAGCAGCAGAGACAGCAGCAACAGAUGCCACAGUUGCAGCAGCAGCAGCGGCAGCAUCAGCAGCAGGUACAGCGGCAAAUGCAACUGCAACAGCAGCAGCAGCAACAGCUUCUCAUGGCUCAACGCCAGCAGGAACAGCAACAACAGCAGCAGCAACAGUUGCAAGUGCAGCAGCAACACCAACAGCAGCAGCAGCAAAGGCCGCCACAGAAGCAAUUCAUCAUCAAUCCACACACUGGCGACAUGGAACCCAUGGCCAGCGACGACAGCGAUACAGAGGCUGAGCAGGAAACUGCACAGCUGCAAUUCCGCAGCAGCAUGUCCAGUGGCUUGAACAACUUCAGCUUCAAUCCCGCCAACGAUAUGCUACUGCCCAACAACAUCUUCUCGGAGGAGGACUCCAAUUCGGCACAGCAAAUGCCGCUGGCUGGCACUGGCAGCAGUGAUCAGGAGCGUUCACGUGACUCGCUGGCAUCCAACAAGUCUGCUGCCUCAAAUCGAGCCAGAAAGGGCGCGGGACCGGCUGCAGUCAAGGCGAAUCACAACAAUUUGGGUGGCGAGAGCUCGCCACGAUCCAGCAAUAGUUCUCCGCUGAUUGGUGGACUGAACUCGCCCCAAUCGGCGACUGCCAGUGGUGUUGCGGCAGCAGCGGCGGCUUCGAAUAAAAAAGCGAAACCGAAUCUAUUGCGAGGCAAGCUGCAGCAGGGUGUCAAGGAGCGCAAGGCCAAGGAUACCACAACGACGCCGAAACCGAAGCGAGAGCGGGCCAAAGGCAAUGCCAAGACAAAGGCUGCGGAGGAGAAGCUCAAGCUGCGAUUGAAGAUUGAUAAAGUGGAGCCGGGCAUGAGCUACGAUGGACAGAUAAUUGUCAAUCAUCAGCAGACAGUUGUGACCAACAAUCAUAUGCAACAAGCACUGCCAAUGCAGACACAAUUGCUGACAAUGCCAACACAGCAGCAACAGCAGCAGCAACAACAACAGCAGCAGCAGCAGCAACGUCCGCAGGCGCAACAACAAGCACAGCCUCAGCAGCUACAACAUCAGCAGCAGCAACAGCCACAGGUACACCUGCAGCAGCAGCAGCAGCAGCAACAUCCACAAGCCCAACAUCAUCCGGUGUAUGCGAACUUUCAACAACAGCAGCAGCAACAACAAUCUGUGCAAGGCAUCAAUGAGCCACGUGUGCCACCACUGCAGAUACGCUUGCGUGGCAAGAAUCAUGUUGUAGUCAAGAAUACGCGCAAGGAUCGCAAGAAGCUGCAAACGCCACUGGUGCAGGGACACGUACAGGGACAGGGGCAGGAGCUGAACAACAUCAACGAUGAGCGUCAACUGAAGCGCAGCUACAGCGAGCAGCUGCCCCAACAGCAGCAACAGCAACUUCUGCUGGAUGGUUUGGUGGAUAACAAGACGGCAAAGCUGACGCCACCGCCACAUGUGAAUGGGCUGCCCAUACUCAUACAGAAAACCACACAGUCGGCAGCGGGCAUGCAGCAGCAGCAACAUUUGCAAACGGGUGCCACCAAGACCACUACAAUUGUGGCGGGAAAGAAUGGUUUGACCAUCAGUGCCAUUGUUGAGGCGGCGCACAAGGCUCAGGCGCAAGCGCAAGCCCAAGCUCAAGGGCAAGUGCAUGGCGGUGGGGAUACUCAGCUGAUUGUCGGCUCCACCAAUACGGGAACAACGCCGACAACAUCCACAACUUUGCAGCAACAGCAGCUUAGCAAAAUAGCCACAUCUUUGCCCAGCAGCAUCACUUUGAGUGCCAUCAAUAGCAGCAACAACAAUAACAACAAUAAUAAUAUUGCCAGCAGUGGCGUCAUCAAUAUUAACAACAACAACAACAAUAACAACAACCGACUGCUGACGAUGAAGAAUCAGAUCAAGACUGCGGCUACCAUAACGCCCAUUGUGGGUGGAAAGCCGAUGACAAAAAACCAUAAGCCGCCGCCAUACAUCACAGCCGUGCAACAGUUGCAGCUGCAGAAGCAACAGCAGCAGCAACAGCAACAACAACAGCAGCAGCAGCAACAACAGCAGCAGCAGCGACAACUGGCGGCGGCGGUAACCAUGUUGCCAAGUGCAACGACACUGAAGCGUGUCGAGAUCACCAAGGUCACAGCUGGUCCACAGGUGACACAAACAACAGCAGCAGCACCACCAACAGCAACAGCAGGAGAGGCUCCGAGCAUACCAACAGCAACCGCCACAAGCAAUCUGACAACCAUGACGGCGACAACAACUACACAAACAACAAACCAGCUGAUCUGUGAUAGAAAGUUGCCAGUGGCAACGUCGGCAACUGCGGCUACGGCUACGUCAAUGCCUCUGACUACGGUCAACAAUGUGGUGGUGGCGGCUGUCAGUCAGCAGCAACAGCAGCAAUCUGCUCCAGCAUCAGUGAACAGCAGCUCCCUCUCCACAUCAACCUCAUCCUCAUCCUGCUCAUCGGUAUCCUCGGCAACGAUUAUUACCAGCUCCUCCACCUCUACCUCAUCGCCGGCUGCACUGCCCAGCACGCUGCGCAGUUCGCCGGCAAGCAAUGGCAGUGGCACGCCCGGACAUGGCAAUAAUGGCGGUGGCGAGGAUAGCGGCAUUGAGUCGAUGGAUGCACUGUCCGAGAAGAGUCCACAUCAGCUCUCCUCCAGCAGUCCCAUACAAGUGAGCAAGACAGGCGUGACACAACAACAGCAGCAGCAGCUGACGAGUAGCAGCAGCAGCAGCGGAUCCAUGACGAGCACAGCCACUGUCGUAACCACUGCCUCGUCGAUGGUCGCCAAAACAGUCACACCCGUGGCUCCGUGCUCGGGCAGCGUCUCCCUCACGCAGCAACAAAUGCAGCAGGCAGACGAUGAGAUUGAAAAGGCGCUGGCCAAAAUGGAAGGCGACUUUCCCGACGAUCUCGAGAAUAUUGUCUCCAAUGUGCUGAAGGAGGCGAGCGAGUGUGCCAGUGCGGGCGGUGGCUAUCAUCUGAGCAGCUUGGAGACAUCAACAGCAGCAACAGUAGCAACAUCUGUAGCAAGCAACGUCAAGUUGAAUGGAGAGCACAGUAUACUCGAACACGAUGAUCUCAUCAAGAAACUCACAGACAACAGCAAGACGACACCAGCGGCUGCAGCGGAAUCGAAGGCAAAGGUGAAGCUGGAGGAGCUGCCGCCACUGUUGUCCAUUAAAAAGGAGACGCCCGGAGUCGGUUUAACCCCCAAGUCGGGUCUAAUCAAAGUCGAACAAGUGCCCAAGCUGGCGGCAGAGCUGAAAUUGGAACUGAAAGUGGAACCCAAGCUGGAGGAGAAGCUAUCGGAGAAGCCAAACGCUCAGCCAGAGGUCAAUGCUGCGGCUGGUGCGGCUUCUUUGCAGCCCAUUUCGAUAGAGAUACCCGCACAGACGGACGGUGAGACGCCGCGGAUAAGGACACGGGCCGCUAGUCGCCUGGAGAGUCCAUUGGAUGCUGCUCAAAAGACCAGUCCCGAGGCAGCAACAGCUGCAACAACACCUGCACCGGCAAAGACCGUUUCGCGAUCAUCCUCCAAUGCCAGUCCGCGUGUUCUCACGCCUACGCCCGUGCACAACAAUAACAACAACAACAAUAGCAAGCGACGAAGGCCAGAGUCCGAGUGUGGCAGCAGCAAUGAUGCCGCCGAUGUCACCGAGAACACCAGCAAGCGUGCGCGUGUGAGCCUCGGCGGAAGCGUGGGUGUACCCGCCACAAAUGCGGCAGAGUUGGCGGUGGAUCAGAGCACCGGAGGCACAGCAGCACCAACGCAGCCUAAGAAGAUCGAAAUCGAAUCAUCGGACUCGGAUGAGCCGCUGAUUGAGGUGGCCGGCAAGGUGCGCAACUCCAAGGCGCAAGUGGAGGCAGAUGCAGUGGCAGCAGCAGCAGCGGCGGCGGCAGCAGCCGUCGAGAAGCACGUGACGCGCCGCAAUGCACAGCAGCAGCAGCAGCAACAACAGCAGCAGCAGCCACACAAACCCGCCAGCAACAGCUCAUUUAGUAGCACGCCACCGCCUGGCACGCCCAGGAGUGGCAAGGCUCAAGCGGCAGGUGCGGCAGCCAGCAGCAAUCAUAAUGCCAGCAGCGGCAGCAGCAAUUCCAACAGUCCCAGUGUACCUGUAACAGUGGCAGGAGCGGCAGCAGCAUCGCCUGGUGGCGCAGCAGUACUAGCCACCGGCAGCACUAGCACCAGCAGCAGCGGAAGCGGCAGCCAAACCAACACCAACUCAAUUGUGGUGCAUGCAACUCGUGGUGCCACUGCUGCAGCAGCUGGCGGAACGACUAACAACAAUGCCAGCACUGCCAGUUCGCCCACAGACGAAAAGAUUGGCACGCGGCGAAGUGUGAGGGCCAGUGCGGCCGCCAACAAAAUCAUUUAUAGCCGCAGCAAUGCUGCCGCUGCUGCUGCUGCAGCCGCUGCCGCAGCCGAACCGAAAGGGACACCGUUGAAGUCGGGAGUGGGAAAUGCCAAUAAUGCUAGUGCCGCCAAUGUGGAGAGCGUGGCGGAGGCCAGACGCAAGACACGCAGUGCAGUCAUUGGCGAGUCGAUGCUGACCGAGGGACGCCGGAGAAGAACAUCGCGUGACUACAAGUGACCAGAGUUUUGCGCCUUGGCUAAAGGCUUGAACCAUCCGAACGAUGCACAAGAUGAUGAUCUGAUGGAGCUGUUCGAGCUGGGUGCCGCCGAUGAGCAGCUUGACAUCAGCAGCUUCCCUUUAGCCCAGGCGCAA